Molecule: messenger RNA, 1815 nt
Organism: Wallemia ichthyophaga EXF-994
Lineage: Eukaryota; Fungi; Basidiomycota; Wallemiomycetes; Wallemiales; Wallemiaceae
Product: DNA-binding protein creA
Exons: 2
Coding region: 1-1815 (604 amino acids)
Cellular component (GO): nucleus; cytoplasm
Molecular function (GO): RNA polymerase II cis-regulatory region sequence-specific DNA binding
Source: RefSeq, a predicted model, not a curated record
AUGUCAAAUGAAAAAUAUAAAUUAAAGCAAAUCGAGGAAGCGCUUAACGUCGAUAAAUCCAAAAUUCCAAGGCCUUACAAGUGUCCUUUAUGUGAUAGAGCUUUUUAUCGUUUGGAGCAUCAGACUAGGCAUAUUAGAACUCAUACAGGUGAAAAGCCUCAUCAAUGCUCUCACCCUGGCUGCCAUAAAAGAUUCAGUAGAUCAGAUGAACUUACGAGGCACCUGCGCACUCAUUCAAAUCCUAAAGGUAGAGGUAAAAGGGCUUUGAAUGGCAAUGGCGGUGGCAGCGGUAGCGGUAGUGUUAAUGCUACUGCUAACUCCGCUGCUACUCCCAGCCAAUCAGCUCCCAGCACUCAAAACCCUGCACAAGCUAAUCCACUCUCAAUCCCCCCAAAUCCUACCCUCCAAUUCAACCCAUACGCUUACUCUUCUACUUCUUCUUUUCCUCCAACUCCUUAUCAGCCGGCUAAUGAAAUGUCUGCUCUUGCCGCCGCAGCUGCUGAUCAAUUAUACGAAUUAGAGAGAGAAGAAGCUGUAAGAAGAGCUGAAUACGAAUAUCGUCAUAGGCAACUCAAGGAUGGUAUCUCCUCACAGCCAAAUUCCACUUCAAGCUCUCCAAACACCUCUUUCAAUCCUUACAACAAUCAAUUCAAUUUCCUCAAUCCUCCUGCACAACGCUAUAAUAUGCCUUAUAACCUAAAGCAACAACAUCAACAACCUCAAGAACCAAUUCGUUGUCAUCAUCCUGACUUUAAUCAGGCGGCGAUUAGUCUCAACGAUGACAUAAACUGCGAUCAUGAUGAUUGUAGACAGAUGGAACAGCAAUCUAAGCGGAUGAAGGGUAACAAAGGUAACAUUUAUCAAAUGCAGCCACAACUUCAACCUUCUUUUACUACCCCUUCAACCUCCUCUAUGCCUUUCCAUAAAAGUUAUUCAGGUGAUCAACUUAGCACUCUAAGUGCACGAGAGCACACUCUCACUGAACCUCCACAUCUUAGAACCCAUAGACAUAAUUAUCAUCCUUAUGCUUCCUUCAAUACCUCCUCCGCAGAGCAGUCACAGACAGUUAGCCCUGUUAGUUCUGCAGAGAGUGACUUUAGUGAUACAGAGGAUGCAAAAACAACUACUUUUAAUCCUACAAAGCAACAGAGUUCUAUACAGCAGAAUUUAGGUGCUUAUCCUGUUGUUCCUGGCGGCAUAGAGUUUACACCUUCAAGUUCACCUGUACUGGGCCCACUAAGAUCGCUCAACCUAUUUCCAAAUCAAACAAGCACGGGAGUGUAUCCAACGCCAAGUUAUUUCAAUCUAAAUUCCAGAGGAGGAACACCAUCGACAUCAGCACACAAUUCACCAAACGUCAGCAGAGCAAGCUCUCCAGUACACUUUACCAACUUUAGACUACCACCGUUAGCGCAGUCAACGACAUCGAGCUCGACCAUGGGUGGUACGGAGGAGAUGGGUUAUGCGAAUCCACCUCCAGCGCUGCCAUUAGAUAAUAGAAACAAGAUAGAGGAGAUACUAAGGUCGCCACCUCAACCCGUCCAUCCAAGUCCAAGCAGUAGUAUCAGUGGUAGUUCAUCAACGCCUAUGCAGAGUGCGAUAAGGUCAUUGCCUAAUAGUCAGACAAACUCUGCGACAAACAGCGCUGGGGCAAGUCCACCACAGUCGCCGGGCAACAAUUCAAAUGGAAAAUCAAUUCACAGCUUUAUGUCAAUGACGCCUCUUCAUGCCCCAGUAGUUCAACCAGCACAAUCGAAUCAAAUGGCUGAAACGGUUCAAGCAGGUCAACCAAAUCAACCAAAUCAAGCAGGAUAA